CUGAAGGUGGAAAAAAGAGUCAGCAGACAUCCUGACAGGUGCACCUGCUAAAUGAAGACAAUUUAUGUUGGACAUAUUUCUGACUGAAGAUCAACGGCGCUGAACUGAACCAUCGGCUGCAAAAUGACAGCUGCCACGAAGCUUCUGGAUGAGAUGUGCCAUCUGACGGCUCAGUCUCUGACACCAAUGGACACAUCGGAGCACUUCAAGGUCCUAAAGCUCCUGGGUGAAGGCUCGUAUGGCAAAGUCAUGCUAGCUGUACACAGGCAGAGAGGUACUCCGAUGGCUCUGAAGUUCUUCCCUCGUGAGUCCACGUCUCUUUUCUCUUUCCUGAGGGAGUAUAACCUCUCUCUGUCAUUCUGCACCCACCCCUCCCUGACCAGAGCCCUGGGAAUCGCAUACUCCACACCUUCACACUACGUCUUCGCUCAGCAAGCAAGCCUUUUUGGCGAUCUCUAUGAUGUCAUCUUGCCUGAGGUCGGUGUGGAGGAGGACUGUUGUCAGCGGGUGGUGUCCCAGCUGUGUGGUGCUCUGUCCCACCUGCACUCUCUGGGCUUUGUCCACAGAGACCUCAAACCAGAGAACGUCUUCCUGUGCGACUCGGCCUGCCGCUGGGUAAAACUAGGAGACUUUGGCAUGGUGAAGGCCAAGGGCACCAGGGUCCCGGAGGUGUGGUACAGCUCUCCUUACUGCACCCCUGAGGCCGCGGUCGCUCGGGGCAAUGCAGACAGCUGGAGGAGCAUAAGUGACGGGAUAGAUGGCGUUAUGGAGGAUGAAGAGAAGAAAAAAGAUGCAAGAGUUUGGGUGUCUGUGGAGCCCAGCACGGACAGCUGGGCGCUGGGGAUCUUGACCUACGCCAUGCUCACCGGCAGUCAUCCCUGGGCUGAAACAGCCAGCGACUGCCGCUCAUACCUGAAGUAUCAGGAAUGGUUUGACAGAGCAGAAGGCCCCGUUGAUGAACUGGAUGUGUGGGCUGAGGCACAAGGCGAGGGUGCACAGGAUGUCAUCGAUUUAAUUGGGGCAGAACUUGGAAAGAAGGACCGCCCUCCGGUAGCGCCUCAGUUUGCAUGUUUCACCCCGCUGGCCUGCUGCUUCUUCCAGUCGCUUCUCGACCCCAGGCCCCGUCUUCGUGGACGACCCGAGGUUGCGCUGAAUUACCUCGGAGAGCACUGGGUGAUGGAGAAGGAGAGGGUGAGGCUGGAGGAGGAGAGGAAGAAGAGUCGAGGGAAAGGAGCAAUCAGGAACAUAAAAGAGAUGGAGGGGAGAGGAGAGAGAUAA
Molecule: messenger RNA, 1278 nt
Organism: Cottoperca gobio
Lineage: Eukaryota; Metazoa; Chordata; Actinopteri; Perciformes; Bovichtidae
Product: serine/threonine-protein kinase SBK2
Biological process (GO): protein phosphorylation
Molecular function (GO): protein serine/threonine kinase activity; ATP binding
Source: RefSeq, a predicted model, not a curated record